This is a messenger RNA of Ziziphus jujuba (common jujube), 2304 nucleotides long. Its product is annotated as indole-3-acetic acid-amido synthetase GH3.6. The record is from RefSeq and is a predicted model, not a curated record. Gene Ontology annotation, cellular component: cytoplasm. Gene Ontology annotation, molecular function: indole-3-acetic acid amido synthetase activity. The transcript is spliced from 3 exons. Lineage: Eukaryota; Viridiplantae; Streptophyta; Magnoliopsida; Rosales; Rhamnaceae. The coding region runs from base 158 to 2008 and encodes 616 amino acids.
UUCCUUUUUUCCCCACACCUAAACCAUUUCCUCCUUUUUAUAACUAUCUCUAUCUUCCAUCUUCCUCUUCUCUCUCUCUCUCUCUCACUCUUUUUCAUACACUAAAAGGCCAUCUCUUUCUCUCUGUCUCUCUUUUGAAAGAUCAAAGAGAAAAACCAUGCCUGAAGCUCCAACGAACUCUUUGAAACCCAAAGAAUAUAACCUUGCAGAGAAAAACAAGAAGACUCUUCAAUUCAUUGAAGAUGUCACAGAAAACGCUGACGAAGUUCAGAAAAGAGUCCUGGCUGAAAUCCUGUCUUGCAAUGCUCACGUCGAGUAUUUGCAGCGUUAUGGCCUGAAUGGCCACACUGACCGAGACACCUUCAAGAAACUCAUACCCGUCAUCACCUACGAAGAUAUCCAACCAGACAUCAACCGUAUUGCCAAUGGCGACACUUCCCAAAUCCUCUGCUGCAGCCCCAUUUCUGAGUUCUUGACAAGCUCUGGAACAUCAGGUGGGGAGAGAAAAUUAAUGCCAACAAUUGAGGAAGAGCUAGGAAGAAGAUCACUGCUAUAUAGCUUAUUGAUGCCUGUGAUGAACCAGUUCGUCCCUGGUUUAGACCAAGGCAAAGGAAUGUACUUUUUGUUCAUAAAAUCGGAGGCAAAAACACCUGGUGGACUAGUGGCUCGCCCAGUGCUAACGAGCUACUACAAAAGUUCCCAUUUCAAAGAGAGACCAUUUGACCCUUACACAAACUACACUAGCCCAAACGAAACCAUUCUCUGCCAAGACUCGUACCAAAGCAUGUAUUCCCAAAUGCUCUGUGGUCUCUGCCAGAACAAGGAAGUCCUUCGGGUCGGAGCCGUUUUUGCCUCCGGAUUCAUCAGGGCCAUACGCUUCCUAGAGAAGCAUUGGCCUCUGCUCUGCAAUGACAUAAGGAAUGGUACCAUAAACGACCAAAUCACCGACCCAUCAAUCCGAGAAUCCGUGAUGAAAAUCCUCAAGCCCGACCCGAAGCUUGCAGAUUUCAUCGCGAUGGAGUGUGCGAAAGAUUCGUGGCAAGGGAUUAUAACGAGGCUGUGGCCCAACACCAAGUAUGUGGAUGUUAUUGUGACAGGGACUAUGUCACAGUACAUUCCUACGCUCGAUUACUACAGCAAUGGGCUGCCUCUGGUUUGCACUAUGUACGCUUCCUCUGAGUGCUAUUUUGGUGUGAACCUUAAUCCCCUGUGCAAGCCCAGUGAGGUCUCUUACACUCUCAUUCCAACCAUGGCCUACUUUGAAUUCCUGCCGGUUCAUAGAAACAAUGGAGUGGUCAGUACCACCACUAAUUCUCUCUCCGUUGCCAAGUCACUCAACGAGAAAGAACAACAAGAGCUUGUGGAUCUUGUUAACGUCAAGCUUGGACAUGAAUAUGAGCUUGUUGUCACUACCUAUGCUGGACUUUACCGGUACAGAGUUGGAGAUGUGCUCAGAGUCGCCGGGUUCAAGAACAAAGCUCCGCAAUUCAACUUCAUAUGUCGGAAAAAUGUGGUCCUGAGCAUUGAUUCCGACAAGACUGAUGAGGUUGAGCUCCAAAACGCAAUGAAAAACGCUGUGAACCAUUUGGUACCCUUUGAUGCUACUGUGGCAGAGUACACUAGCUUUGCUGAUACUACCACGAUUCCGGGACACUAUGUUCUUUAUUGGGAGCUGAGCCUUAAUGGGUCGACCCCAAUUCCUCCAUCCGUGUUUGAAGAUUGCUGCUUGACCAUUGAAGAGUCUCUCAACAGUGUUUACCGCCAAGGUCGUGUCUCAGACAAAUCAAUUGGGCCCCUUGAGAUCAAGAUUGUUGAACCUGGUACAUUUGACAAGCUUAUGGAUUAUGCUAUCAGUUUAGGGGCCUCCAUUAAUCAGUAUAAAACCCCACGGUGUGUGAAAUUUGCACCCAUUAUUGAGCUUUUGAACUCAAGGGUGGUUUCUAAGUACUUCAGCCCCAAGUGCCCAAAAUGGAUCGCAGGUCACAAACAAUGGUGCAACCAUGAUUGAACGAAAGAAGAUGUGAAGGAAUCUAUAGCUCGCUCUAGCUCUCUAUAGCUGUCGUAGCUACUUUUAUGGACGUUUUACAAAAGAACUGUUUUUGUGAUCAUCUUAGGGAAGAAAAUGGAAAAAAGUUGAUUACCCAUUUUAGGUUAGCCCCUCCAUGUUUUUAUGUCAAUCUUUUUUUUUUUUUUUUUUUUUUAACAUUUUUUUUUAGCCGCUGUUUAAAUAUGCUUAGACUUUAAAGUUAAUUAGCCCAUGUACAAAAACAGUUCCUCUUUCAAGGAAGCUUUUAUGUUGCUUUC